AUCUACACACACACCAGUGCAGCUGUUACACUGACUGUAUCAGCAGUAAAAGUCAAACCUACAAUCACCUCAAACCCUGAAGGAGCUGCACUGACAGGAAACACAGUGACUCUGUACUGUAAACUCCAUCAGUCUGCUGGAUGGACGUUUUACUGGUCCAAACACACACAGAGCUCUGAGAAGGAGACCAUCACCAACGUCUACACCAUCAGCUCAGUUAGUCUCUCUGAUGGAGGUCAGUACUGGUGCAGAGCUGGCAGAGGAAACCCAGUCUACUACACACACUACAGUGAUGCACUCUGGGUAAACGUUACUGACAGCACUAAAGCUGUGGUGUCCAUAAAGCCUGAUAAGCAGGUGUUUAAAGGAGAGACGGUCACUCUGAGAUGUGACAUACAGGCAGGAGGAGACACUGAGUGGACUUACAGCUGGUAUAAAGAUGACCAUCUGUCCUCAAACAGAAGAACACAGGAGUUCACAGUCAGCUCUGUUACAGAGUCUAACGGUGAUGUAGCUCAGGCAGUAUUGAGUGUGUCUGCACAGAGCUGGCUGACUGAAGGAGAGUCAGUGACUCUAAGCUGUGAGGUUACAGGCUCCUCUACAGGCUGGACAUUCAGCUGGUACAGAGCUGCUCUCUACAGACAAGGCUUAGAGCAAAUAAGAGACGUUCAUGACAAAGUUCUGUAUCAUGUAGAGCUCCUGUCAGACAGCAGAAGAGAAGUGGAGGCUCCUACACUCUCAGUCCUGCUGCUCUAA
Pygocentrus nattereri (red-bellied piranha) is the source of this 756-nucleotide messenger RNA. RefSeq names its product leukocyte immunoglobulin-like receptor subfamily A member 1. Gene Ontology annotation, molecular function: transmembrane signaling receptor activity. The transcript is spliced from 4 exons. The annotation marks the transcript as partial. Gene Ontology annotation, biological process: cell surface receptor signaling pathway. The record is from RefSeq and is a predicted model, not a curated record. Lineage: Eukaryota; Metazoa; Chordata; Actinopteri; Characiformes; Serrasalmidae.